GUGGUCACGUGAUCAAAUCGGAGGGAAUAGCUGGCAGCCAUUUGUCUGUUAUCUAAAAAAACGAUUUCAAGUUCACUCUAGUGGUCAGUAUUGGUUCUUGUCACCGGCAGGUUAAAAGAGGAGAGACUGAAGUGAAAGAGACAGGGACUCGAUUCCAUAAAUUGAUCCUGAUUUGUACUGAAGGAUUAGCUGCUAUUUGAAUUCUCGUCUGUAUUUACAUUUUAUUUCAUUAUGGACUGAAAAGCAUUCCUACAUUAUUAAAUGAAGUGAACUGUGAACUAUCUUAUUUAUGAUGUCUUGUUUAUUGGGAUACAACACAGCCGUAGCCAUCCGGGUUACAGUAUUAUACAUGUAGACUAUUUUAACAGAAUUAUACUUUUACUACAUGUACUUUAACAUGUAAAACUUCAUACACUAGAGUAUCAAAAUUGGCGACAGGUUCAUUGUCUAAUGUUGUGAAACGUUGGCCUUUGGUUGAAAAGUUUUAUUGUACAUCUUGUGUUUGAAUUUAUCCGUGUUUCAGUGUUAAUUUUAACUUCUAAGGUUGAUAAACUUUUGGAACUAGCUUUAUUGUUUUCAUAUUUCACAAGAAAUAUACUUGAACGAUAUGAACAAAUAGGUUUCAGCAUUAUAAACAGUAACAAAAUGGCAACAGGUUCAUUGUCUUCGGUUCCAAAACGUUUGCGUAUGGUUGAAGACUUUUCUUGCACAUGUUGUUUAGAGCAGAAUCUUACGGAAUCUGCAGACAUUUAUUGUGAACAAUGUUUAAGGUUUUAUUGUAAAAAAUGUGUUAUCCUGCAUAGUCAGUUGUUUACAAAACAUAUGACAUGUGGAAGGGAGGAUAUUAAGAAAUGGCCAGUUUCUAAGGCGGUGGAAGAUUUUCUCAGGAAGUGUGAGGUGCAUGCGGAUGAAUCACUGACACAGUUUUGCCAUGACCACGGUCAGCUGUGCUGCUCUGCAUGUGUUGGAACAAUUCACAGCCAGUGCAGUAAAGUGACCCAGAUUUCGGAGCUGACCAACUCGCAGCCCACAGGCCUAGAGGGGCUGUCAGUGGAGCUGGAAACUGUCCUGGGGGAAAUUAAAACCCUGCAAAUCAGUCAGAAGGCAAGCAUUCAGUCAUUGCAGAGAACAUACAAGGAACAUAGUGCAGUUAUGAUAGAUCAAAUGCUUGGCAAUUUAAAUACUUAUAUAGAUGAAUGUGAUAAUAAUUCUGUGGGUACAUCAGGCGGAAAUGAGCAAUAUUUAAAAGAAGAGAUGUGUAGGAGUGUUCUCUCUAUCGUGAAUGAAUUUGAUAAUAUUACUACGAAGGAACUUAACGAGAUGAAAGAUGAAGUUUUAAGUAUUAAAGAGUCAGUUACAAGUUCUAUUCAUAAAUGCACCACUCUUCACAAUGACUUGUCACAAUUCCAUGAACUUGUUCAGAAAAUUGGAGAUAAUAAGGAGCUCUGUCUUAUAGCCAGCAUAAAAUGUAAGCAUAUAAUACAGCAGGCAUUAACUCUGCUGGGGAAGUCAGGCAAGGCGUUAAAUGUCCAGCGGAAGUCUGUGCACAAUGUGAGAAUACCAAGUGAUUCAUAUGAAUGUAGUAUUGCAGGCAUAUGUGUUCUGACUGAUGGGCAGGUGCUGGUCGCAGACCGUGAGAAUAAGAGGAUCAAGCUGCUGAACCAGCAGUACCAGGUGGUGAGUCACUGUGAUGUGACUGCUGGGCCAUGUGACAUAUGUUUGAUCACAUCCAGUGAGGUUGCAGUGGCUGUGAAUGACCAUGAUAGCAAGAUACAUGAGGUCCAGUUUAUCACUGUCAACCAGGGAAAGCUUGUUUCUGGCAGGAAGUUUCAGUUACAACAUGAAUGUACAUGUAUUACCCAUCACCUAGGAGACCUUUUUGUCACCUCUGGUCAAGAACUGUACAAAUACUCACUGAAUGGCAAACUGAUCUGCAGACUCUACCAAGAUAGAUCAGGUGUUUUGCCAGGCCAGGUGCUGGUCUGUGGAUCCCUGCCCUUCACUGUACAACAGGUGGGCUGGGAGGGGGAGAGUAAGCUGGCUAAUCUUGCUACAUGGGAGGAUGGAGGGAGGAGGCCAGACUCCAAGCUUUCCAAACCUCAGUAA
Molecule: messenger RNA, 2106 nt
Organism: Dreissena polymorpha
Lineage: Eukaryota; Metazoa; Mollusca; Bivalvia; Myida; Dreissenidae
Exons: 6
Coding region: 646-2106 (486 amino acids)
Molecular function (GO): zinc ion binding; protein binding
Source: RefSeq, a predicted model, not a curated record